GUUUUUUUGCAUUCAAAUCAAUUCAUUUCAAUUUGAUGCGUAAAAGCUUCACAUUAUAUUGGAAAACUAGAAAACUUUCUAUACUUUUUUUCUUUUGUCAUUUUCUUUAAUAGUUUUUAUUCUUGAUCAAGAAUGGCGUUCAAGAAAACCCUAGCUCAACGAAUCUUUAGAAUAUCUAAAAUUACCAAUCAGUCCUUAACAAAUUGUCGUAUUUCCAAUCCUGCAAUCCUGUCUCGUUUCCCUAAAAGCCCUAGCAAAGCAAACAUUGCUCCAGAGCCUGGAGAUAAUGGAAUAUUCCGGCGAUUAUUCCACAAAAGAGCGUUUUUCCAGCCUCCAAUUUCCCCGGAGCUCCGGGCAAUGCCAAUAGGAGAAAACCUGAUGGAGAAACUCAGGUCUUUUGACAUUGCAAAAGGCAGAAUCAGAUUGGACGGAUUGAUACCGCCGGAAAUCAAAGAAUCCGACGGACCAAAGCCGGAGGAGAGGCGAGAGGAGUUGUCGGUAGCCGGUGCGAGGAAGCUGCUGAGGGCGGUGCAAUUAGAGAUGGUGAAGUCGAGGUUAAGAGAGGUGGAGAGUGGUUGGAUAGCGUAUCCCGAUUUUGUUCGGAUCUGUGGAGAAGGUUGUUCGGAUCCGGAACAAGGAAGUCGGGUGGCGAAAAUGCUGGAUGAGUCUGGGACAGUCAUAGUCUUGGGAGAUGUGGUGUUUCUUAAACCGGAACAGGUAGUGAAAGCAAUUGGAGGACUAAUCCCAUUACCAGCAACCAACCCAAAUGAUCCGAGAAGAAAGGAACUCGAAGAAAUGGAGAAAAAGAAAGUCGUAAUCGACAGAAAAGCCGACACCCUUGUUCGUCGAGAACUGUGGUGUGGCCUUGGCUAUCUGGUUGUCCAAACAGCUGCCUUCAUGAGGCUAACAUUUUGGGAACUUACAUGGGAUGUGAUGGAGCCAAUUUGCUUCUAUGUCACUUCCAUGUAUUGUAUGGCAGGAUACGCCUUCUUCCUCAGGACAUCCAAAGAACCCUCUUUUGAAGGUUUCUAUCAAAGCAGGUUUAAUGCCAAGCAGCAAAGACUCAUGAAGCUUCACAAUUUUGAUGCCAAGAGGUAUCAGCAGCUUCUAAAAAUUUGUUACCCGCAACCUGCUUCUUUUUCAGGGCAGGUCCCUGCAAUUUCUACAUGCUAAACAGAUUGACAACACAGAAAGAAAAAUUAGAAAAAAAAGAAUACAUAUGUGUGUAUACAGUUUUGUUUAACCCUUUUGCAUGGAAUUUUAGAUUUAGGUGCGGCUUGGUGUAACCUGAUUAGGAGAGUGUAUUUCCCGGAUCGUUCAUACCUUGAUAUACAAUGGAACUUAUAAUUUUAUCACGUAAAAAUUAUGUUUAA
Messenger RNA from Ricinus communis (castor bean), 1373 nucleotides. Its product is annotated as calcium uniporter protein 2, mitochondrial. The record is from RefSeq and is a predicted model, not a curated record. Gene Ontology annotation, cellular component: mitochondrial inner membrane; uniplex complex. Gene Ontology annotation, biological process: mitochondrial calcium ion homeostasis; calcium import into the mitochondrion. Gene Ontology annotation, molecular function: calcium channel activity; uniporter activity. Bases 133 to 1173 code for a protein of 346 amino acids. NCBI's taxonomy places the organism in Eukaryota, Viridiplantae, Streptophyta, Magnoliopsida, Malpighiales, Euphorbiaceae. The transcript is spliced from 2 exons.